AUGUCUUUUGUCGACCUACUGUUCCCCCAGGCUGAGCUUGAGGCUCUUGGGAACAAAUGGCAUGAACCGGCCCCAAAGAGGAGGAAGCUGGAGUCUGGGAUUCCGCGAGGGGUAAGGGGGGCUCCAGCAGCACAGCGGAGGCAGAGUUAUGAGACAAACUUGGGUCAAGAGCGCCAUAGGCUCUCUGCACUGACGGCGCAACAACAUGGGAUACGGUCAUCGUGCCCCGAGGAUAGCAGAAUUCCCCAUACGAAGAGGUCGAACUCGGACUCUCAAGCGCUGUUUCCGCCCGUGAGCAGCACGUCAACCCAGCAGUCCAAGCACCCAACAAGCAACAAGUCAUGUCUCCCGAGCUUCAUCGAGCCUUCACUUCUGAGGAACUACCUUCGUCACCUCCAUCCUAAAGACAGCCAUCGUUACACAAGCCCCAGCAGUCCCAACACGAGUUUUCAUACCGCCGAGGAUGCUGUGCCUUCCCCAGGCUCGCUGGUACUAGAUUCAGCUCCAUCUCCUGCCUCUACCGAUAGUUGCCCAACCCCUGGCACUGUGUGUGACCAGUUCCGCUCCGGACCAUUCGGCCACCUGUUUGAUGGUAUGCGCCUCACCGACAACGAACGAGACUUGAUGGAAGAUCUACUGGGUGGGACUCCUCCAAUGCAGCAAGAGGAAAUUCCCACCCGCAAGCGCAGACAGGACCAAAGCAAAGUCGAAGUGGCGCCCGAGGACUACUCUGAGAUUGACGAGUCGCUGCUACGGACAAUGUUCCCUGCAACUGCACAGGAGGGUGCCGAGGGCCUUGGUGAUGAAAGACCGAGGGAAUACGACGUGCAUUCAUCUGGGUUGAGCCCGGCGACCGAGGAACCACAAGAUGAGAAGGAUGUCAGCAGUCACCGAGGGAUUGUCAUCUAUGAUUAUGGUGCACUCAGUGUUGACGACUUUUUCGAUCUUGACGAGGCAUCGACCUGA
This is a messenger RNA of Cladophialophora carrionii CBS 160.54, 966 nucleotides long. RefSeq lists its product as uncharacterized. NCBI's taxonomy places the organism in Eukaryota, Fungi, Ascomycota, Eurotiomycetes, Chaetothyriales, Herpotrichiellaceae. Bases 1 to 966 code for a protein of 321 amino acids. The record is from RefSeq and is a predicted model, not a curated record. The transcript has a single exon.